Messenger RNA from Pseudogymnoascus verrucosus, 1693 nucleotides. RefSeq lists its product as uncharacterized. Bases 124 to 1437 code for a protein of 437 amino acids. NCBI's taxonomy places the organism in Eukaryota, Fungi, Ascomycota, Leotiomycetes, Thelebolales, Thelebolaceae. The record is from RefSeq and is a predicted model, not a curated record. The transcript has 2 exons.
CUCUGCCCCAUUCACCGGAAGUUGGACAUCAUACACGGGGAAAGAUCUGUCCCUCUGAUAUUUGGAAGUCUCCCGACUCGUGGUAAUUCUAACUACGGGUUAAUAACUUUCAUAAACCUUAGGAUGGUCGAACUACUUUUUAUUUCGCUUGAAGUCGCUGAUUUACUCGCCAGGACUGCUGUUCGAGCCUUCAAGCUAUUUAUGUUAUAUGGGCUUUCUAGCAUACCUCUUUUACUCUUUGGAAGUCGCGCUACAUGGCGAAUAGAAGCGCAGGUUAUAGGCCAACUCAAAGAGGAGGAUGCGAUGACUUUCAAGAAAUCGAUCCUUGAUGAAUGCACUAUGAUUGCAGUUGCUGCAGCUAUUGUGGCCCAAAUUGCUAUUACGGGAUUGUCAUUAGAUUCUUUAAGCCAGACUCAUUGGGUUGCUCGAGGAGCUUUUGUGCUUAGCCUAACGACUUCUCUCAUGGCAGUCUACUAUGCCACUACCCAGCAACGCAUGUUGGGACGGUUACUUCAAGCAGAACAAGUGAGGCUUUGGAUUCGUGGGGGUAGACGUAUCAUGGAUACCGGGAGGCUCGUUCCUUCUUUGGGUGAAAUCGCCCAAAAAAUCAGUAAUAAAUUCGAACGCCAAUCCAUGAUUGGUGAACAAACUCGCGCUGAACAUCAAGCACAACUUGAAGCACGCCUACCUAGGACAGAAGACGCUCGUCCUAGUGACCAGAGGGAUCUUAUUUUCCUCGAGAAGUUCUAUUACUAUUCUAACCUUUUACUUGGGCCGCUGGCUCGGUUUAUGAUAUAUACUGCAGUUGGGAUACGUCUCGACUUUAUACCAAGCGAUCCCGACGACUUCAACCCAACUGAGAGAGAUCGGAGGAAUUUCAAAAGAAGCAUCAUCAGCCAGUGCUUCACUCCUAGCGCAGCCUCCGUAAUCACAGUUUCGGCUCCUCAAAUGCUCCUCACAACCUCGCUUUGCUCCCUGCUGAUUGGCUUCGGUAUAUAUUUUGGGUUCCGCUGGACCAAAAGCCUCGACCAGACUGCUGGCCUAAACGACAGCCGGAACGUGUUCAUCACAUAUAUCACUAGCUUGGUAAUUUCUAUUCUCGUAUAUUCGAUCUCCCAGCUCUUCCAGGAUGAUGACAAGCGUCCUGAACUUGCGAUUAUGGAAGGUUACCUCAAGGAGUAUGCGGAGAACAAUCCCGAAAUAGUGAAUAAAUGGGGUGUUAGGGCUGAAAUUGUUGAAGGAGUAUUGAAUUUCCAUUCUAUAGAGGCUCAGAGCUAUAGAGGAACUUCGUCUGAAACAGAGCAGAAUCCUCAAGAGAAUGGGUCUCUAUACUCAUUAGGGAUUGAACUUGGGAAUCUUCCUGCAGUGGAAAGGAGUGCUAGUGCCGAAAUUGUUAAAGGAGUGGAGGCUCAGAGCUCUAGAGGAACUACAUCAUAAACAUAAAUAGAGCAGAAUCCUUAAGAGAAUGGAUCCUAUACAGCAGGGAUUGAACCUGAAGGUCUCCCUGCAGUAGAAAGACGCCGAACAAAUCGACGAGAUAAUAAAAUUCAUGCCGAAACAAGCGCAUGUGCAGUAUUAAGAAGAUGCCAACAUCAUCGGCCCCUGGAAGUAGUCGUUAUAAUUAACUCGGUGAAUCGUUAGAAAUGGCUUCUCUCCACGAAGUUGUAGAGCGCUAGAAGGAUAAUAAGCACGU